UUUUUUAUCAAUGGGUACGUGCGUAUUCGUAAGCACAGUACAGCAAAAUUACACCGGCGCACAAUUUAACCACGUCGUGCCUCAUUUUGUGCCAAAAAAUGAAAGUUUAGCCUCUUUUAAAUGGUCAUUUAACUCAUUUUGUUGCUUGAAAAAAAUUGAAAAUUUUGAUAACCUAUACGUACUUUCAUGAUUGAAUUUUUCAAUUUUCUCUUGGCAAUUCGAUUGAUCGCUACUCUUGGAGAAUUUCGCGGAAAAUUUUUUAUCGACUUCGGUCCACUUCAUGUACUUAUAUGCCCAUGUACGAUGUCACGUACAUUUGAGUGACGUGUGACAGUUUAGAGAAAAUUCAAAUAUCACAUUUAUCAUGGAAAGCUUCUUUGCGAGACAGACAGAAGGUUUACGUGUCCUCGACGAUACGGAAAUUACUUUUGGAAUUUCUUACGGUCCGACAAUUUUCAAAUCCCAUAAGAAAAGCGAGGUUAUGUAAAAUAAUUAAUUCUUGAGGAGUUUCUGAUUACCCAUGGAUUUCUCAUUUUCAAGAAAACGAUAUGUCCAAGAAUCUUCCACUUCGUUUAGUCAACCGACAUUUUGUGAUAAUUCGAGAAAAAGAAAUUCACGUGGUUAUAAAAAUUUUCAAAACGAACAAGUAUUCGUGGAAGAUUGUUUUUGCGAUUGCGAAAAAUGCUUGAAGACAGUUCGUCAAAAUAAAAAAUCUAAUAAAAUUGGACGCUCGAAAAAACUGUGUAAGUCAUUAAAAUCGCCAAUAUCAAAAGCUCGCAUCGAAUGCGUCUGUCAAAAUCAGCAAGCAGAGAAAGAUUCCAAUUGUUCGAUAUAUUGUCGAUGCCCGGAACAAGUAUUUCCAAAAGUGACACGAUCAAAAAAUUCUUUAAGAAAACUUCCGAAAAGUCCAAAAUCAGUGAAUAAAGUAUCUGAGGAAUUUCAUAGAAGAGGGAUAAUCAUGAAAAGCGAACAAUAUAAAAAAUUUCAAGAGCAUUGUCGAGCUUUGAAAUCGAAAGAACGUGUGAACUGUUGCAGAAAAUCCCAAUGCAAUUUUCAAAAUUUUGACAGUUCUCCACAGGUGACAGAAAACUUUUCCGAAUGUAUUUCGGAAACUGAUCCAGUAUGCACGUGCAGUUCAUAUGAUCGUGCGAAAUAUCCUAUUUAUAAAAAAUACAGUGACGACAAGAUGAGAAAUUUGCAAAAUAACUUGGAGUAUUUUUCAAAAAAAUCAAAAAAUCCAAACAAUUUUAAUUUUAAGUAUCCGAUUACCACCAAUUGCAAGGAAUGUCACGAGUAUCCGCAGAAUGUCACCGACGAAUACGAUGGAUCCAGAGAGAAUCUGUGGGAUUUAAAAAAGGCAUUUCGGCAUUUAAACAUUUCAAAACCACGAGAUAAAGGAAUCGUUAGAAAAUGUCCUGUCAGUAAGGAAUUGAUAUUCAAUAAAAAAUUUAGACAUAAGAAAUCAUCACCACGUGACCUGAUUCUAAAAGAUCCGAAGGGCCGUUCCAAAAAUCACACUUGUUCCUGUUCCUCGAGUUCGGUAUAUAAUGAAUUAAAGGACCCCGUUAGAACUCUCGAAUCAUUUUGCGAGAAGGUUAAGGCAAUAAAUCGAUCGGAGCCAAUUUUAUCAGCUUCGAGAUCACCGAAAAAAUAUAGAACUGCUGGUAAUUUUACAAAUUUUGAUAACUCACGACCUUUUCGAGCUACGAAGAAUCUGAAGCAGGCGUACCCGUCAAAAGUGACAACACCGAGAGAACACAGUCGUCUUAAUAAAUACAGUUGCUGUUCGUGUUGCAAGAGAAAAAAUUCCUGGCACAGUGAUGCCCGGAAUAGUCCAAAAACUGAUAGCAGUGGAGCCACCAAAUUGCGUUCAAUAUCGAAAUCCCGGCAAAUUUCAAAGCAGGACAAGUUUCAGGGCAAACCACUGAAAAAGAUGUCGGAAAAAAUGUUAAUCUAUCCGCCAGACGGUCAAGACGGACCGCCGUUAACUUUAUUUCGAGACUCUUCGAGAGUGGAUUGCCGAAUAAAAGGAAAUCCACGGAAAGGAUUUCGAUACGACGUAACAUAUAUUCAAAACUUCGUGAGUCCCACGUGGCGUCCCGAGGAAGAGAGCGCAAGUACUAAAGAAUCUGAUGAAACUUAUGAAAAGUGCACCUGUUGCAUGGAUCACGGCUGAAUGGAAUUUUUGGAAAAUUUUUGGCAUUAGUUUCCAAUAGCAAAACCAUGGCAUCGAUACGCUAGCUUUUUGCACAUUCAAAAAAAAGCGACGAAUGUUUUCUUUUAUGCCAAUACUAUUCGUAGGUUCUUUAUGUAACGAACUUUUGUAAAGUCUAUUUUACAUCAUUAUUUUUUUUUACUGUGACAAUCAGCUAAUUUUUGUAAAGCUGUUAUUGGACGUUUAAUACCUAAUUUUUUUUUAUACGUUAUAUAAAUAUCUGAAAAGUCUUUUUUUUUAUUUUCUAAAUGACAUUUGAAUUUCGUCUUUCGAACGAGAGACACUUCAAAUUAUUAAGCGUCAAAAUAUCAAAGUGAUUAAUAGCGAAGAGAAAUAUAAUUUUGCGAAAUGUGUAAAGGAAAAUCAUAAAUUUAUAAAAUGCCAAGACAGCUACGGCUAGUAGUAGGAAUAGCCUUAAUUCUUUUGGCAGUAGAUCAUAUUCUGUCUCAUUAACCAAAAAAGCUGUUUCGAUAAUUUCCUGUCACCAACGUGUGGAACGAUCAAAAAAUUUAGCAAUCAGACAAAAUUCUCACACGUGCCGUUUGUUAAGGUGAAAAUUUUAAAAAUGCGUGUACUGGACAUUGCAAUUGUCACGUUAUUAUUAUACUGUGCCUACGAGAUAUUACGGUAAACGUCCAUAAAAUCCAGCUGAUGCAACAAAUUCCGAAAAAUCCCCACACCGUAUAAAUUGCAAAAGCAAAAUGAGGCUGAACCGAAUUGAAAUAAGUGAAAUAGAUCUAUUAAAAAGCAAAAGGAUAAAUAUGUACCUAUAAAAAUAUAAAGUGCUCCAACAGAAUCGUCAACGACACUUAAUAUGCACCAACGUCAUUCAAAACAUAAAUAAUCCAAUUUCCCCAUCGGGUCUGUUAAACUAUCCCAGUGAAAAGUUUCUUCGAAAGAAUCCUCAGACCUUUCGAAAGUCCAAAACAAGUAUCCAUAAUGACUAUACAGCUGAUACUGGUGUCUGAAACUAUCAGGUUACCAAAAACUUGAGUUUGGGACAAACUUUCACAGUUCAUGACAUUCACUGAACUUUGCCAUAGGCUGUUCUUCACGUACUCGUUACACAUGCUGCCACUGAGAUCAAAUUAUGACAUCAGUCGAGUAGAGAUCAGGUAAACCCAAGUAAAAAAAAAAAAAAA
Messenger RNA from Cephus cinctus (wheat stem sawfly), 3357 nucleotides. RefSeq lists its product as uncharacterized. The transcript has 4 exons. Lineage: Eukaryota; Metazoa; Arthropoda; Insecta; Hymenoptera; Cephidae. The coding region runs from base 521 to 2176 and encodes 551 amino acids. The record is from RefSeq and is a predicted model, not a curated record.